This is a messenger RNA of Nerophis lumbriciformis (worm pipefish), 536 nucleotides long. RefSeq lists its product as uncharacterized. The record is from RefSeq and is a predicted model, not a curated record. NCBI's taxonomy places the organism in Eukaryota, Metazoa, Chordata, Actinopteri, Syngnathiformes, Syngnathidae. Gene Ontology annotation, molecular function: transcription coregulator activity; DNA binding. Gene Ontology annotation, biological process: regulation of DNA-templated transcription. Gene Ontology annotation, cellular component: chromatin; nucleus.
GAAAAUCUACUCCCAAGUGGACCGGACUGGCGGAGAUGAGCAGCAGCAGCGGGACCAGAGAGUCGCCCCCUCCCCAGCCAGGCGGCCCCCAACUGCCCGCUGAGGAGCCUCAGCAGCGCAGGGGCCGAGGUCGUCCACGUAAACAACAGCAGGAACCUGUCGGACCGCCCACGGCAAAGAGACCGAGAGGACGACCGAAGGGCAGCAAGAACAAAGGGACAAAAAGCGCACUUAAGAAAGUGGAGCCGGCUGGACAAAGACGACCUCGUGGGAGACCAAGAAAAUGGCUGCAGAAGUUGGUUGCAAACGCCAGUGAAGAGCAGGAGGUGAUGUCAGAAGAACGCGAGACAGGAGGACCCGCUCAGUCUGAGCCGUCAUGUGCGCUUGAAGGCUGCUAGUGAAGAAGCAUGAGCAGUACAUACUGUACCUCAAGGUUUGUCUUAAAACUGAAGAAAUCAAAUAUGUGGCCAGAAGUAAUUGGGAAGUUCUUGCCAAGACUUUAAUGAGAAAAUGAAAUAAAAGUCAUCAGUCUUCAA